AUGCGGACAGUAAAGACUGCUGGAGGUGCUACUACCUCACGAGAGCUGCUCACCUUCAUUGCGAUGGUGAUGAGCGUGGUGCUGGGGCUAGCCGCCCUUACGAUGGCCCUGGCUGAACAGAUACCUACCGUACCUACGCACAACAUGUCCAACAAGGAGCGAAACGAGCUUAAGGAGGAAGCCAGGGAAAUGUUUUACCAUGCGUACCGGGCAUACAUGGACAAUGCCUACCCGGCGGAUGAGCUGAUGCCGUUGAGCUGUACCGGCCGUUACCGCGGUGUCACACCGUCCCGUGGCGACCUGGACGAUACGCUCGGGAACUUUUCCAUGACCCUGGUGGACACGCUGGAUACCCUAGUGGUAUUGGGUGAUAUAGAAGAGUUCGAACAUGCUGUCAAGCUGGUGAUCAAGGAUGUAAAGUUCGAUAACGACAUCAUCGUGUCGGUAUUUGAAACUAACAUCCGAAUGAUUGGUGGUCUUCUCUCCGGACACAUUCUCGCAGAGUAUGUACAGAAGCAGGCCGAUGUGAUGACGUGGUAUCGAGGUGAGCUGCUGGAAAUGGCAAAAGAUUUAGGCUAUCGGUUACUACCGGCAUUUAACACUUCCACGGGAAUACCGCAUGCAAGGGUAAAUCUAAAGCACGGCAUGAAGGUUGAAGCGUUAAGGCAUUCGCGCGAAACGUGUACAGCUUGUGCCGGAACGAUACUGUUAGAAUUUGCCGCCCUAUCUCGGCUAAGCGGGGAACCAAUUUUUGAAGUAAAAGCACACGCCGCCAUGGACGCACUAUGGAAAAUGCGUCACCGUAGCUCAGAGCUGAUGGGUACCGUGUUGAAUGUACAUUCCGGCGAUUGGAUACGGCGCGAGUCGGGCGUUGGUGCCGGUAUCGAUUCGUACUACGAGUACUGCCUAAAGUCGUACAUUCUGCUGGGCGAUGAGCGCUAUCUGGCACGGUUUAACCGGCACUAUCACGCAAUCAUGAAGUACAUUAGUCAAGGUCCGAUGCUGCUCGAUGUGCAGAUGCAUCGGCCACAUACAAAGACGCGUAAUUUUAUGGACGCACUGCUUGCCUUUUGGCCAGGGUUGCAGGUACUGUCCGGUGAUUUGAAACCGGCCGUACAAACGCACGAGAUGCUGUACCAAGUGAUGCAGAUGCAUACGUUCAUUCCGGAGGCAUUUACGUUUGAUUUCCAGGUCCACUGGGGUCAACAUCAUCUUCGACCAGAAUUUAUUGAAUCAACGUACUUCCUGUACCGAGCCACUGGUGAUCAUUAUUACUUGCAUGCGGGCAAGAAAGCCCUGAAAGCACUUCAAAAACAUGCCAAAGUUCCGUGCGGUUAUGCCGCGGUGAACGAUGUACGCACGGGCAAACACGAGGAUCGAAUGGAUUCGUACGUACUUUCUGAAACGUUCAAGUAUCUCUUCCUGCUGUUCUCGGAUCCGGCCGAUCUGAUCCUCAACAUUGAAGACUUUAUCUUUACUACCGAAGCUCAUCUGCUGCCACUCACGUUGGGCCAGCUAGGAAAUCACACCUUCACUGGUGUACGCGAUCAGGACGAGCAGGUGCAUAUGCUCGAUUACAUGCGCUCCUGUCCCAGCCCGAACAAGUUGUUUCCUGAAACAGUCCGGCGUCCACUCCGUGACCUCGUUACGGGAGUCUGUCCGCGCAUAUCGAGUGCCAAGCGACUUAGAGCGGCUGACUUUCAGGCAGGCAAUACAGAUCAUCUACGAACAGUUUAUGACAUGGGCAUUACGAUGGUUUCUCUAGGCGAAGGCAAGGUACAGCUGCUGCACAGCUUUCACAAUGCAAAAUCUCCCGAGGAUGCCGAACGUGGCCUUAUCUUCAUGCAGGAAAUGGUGGAACUGUCCAACUCGAACUCCAUCCCCAACACGCAACUGCAGGCAGUCGCCUUCAAGCGGGAUGGUGAUCGAGAACUGCGCAUCCUCGAGGCCGGUCCCAGCCACUUCGGCAUGGAGCUGGUAAACGAUCUGUCCGUCGUCCAGCGUGCCGUCUUCGCAAAACCUGCCAAAGUUUGCACUGCUCUUAAAAAUGCGGACGAAAUUCGUGGCAAAAUUGUAAUUAUCGAGCGUGGCGAAUGCACAUUUGUCGAUAAAGCGAGACGAGUACAGACGGCAGGUGCUGUGGCUGCAAUCGUGUUCGACAACACACCAAACACUUCGAUCAACAAUCAGCAAAUGUUUGCAAUGUCCGGCGACGGGCGGGACGAUGUGCAGAUACCGGUGGUGUUUCUCUUUACGAAGGAAGCGGAACAGCUCAUCAAGGCCGUUAAGGAGCAGCCUAGCCUCGAGCUCACACUAAUGUCCGUCACCGGACUAAAAGAAAAGCUAGAAAAGGAGCAGCGAGCAAGCACAACGAAGACUGACACAAAAAGUAGUGACACUAAGGCGACGCCAUAGUACUAGCAGAGCUAGUAG
Messenger RNA from Anopheles maculipalpis, 2433 nucleotides. RefSeq names its product ER degradation-enhancing alpha-mannosidase-like protein 3 (gene Edem2). The transcript has 12 exons. Gene Ontology annotation, cellular component: endoplasmic reticulum; membrane. Gene Ontology annotation, biological process: mannose trimming involved in glycoprotein ERAD pathway; endoplasmic reticulum mannose trimming; carbohydrate metabolic process. NCBI's taxonomy places the organism in Eukaryota, Metazoa, Arthropoda, Insecta, Diptera, Culicidae. Bases 1 to 2415 code for a protein of 804 amino acids. Gene Ontology annotation, molecular function: calcium ion binding; mannosyl-oligosaccharide 1,2-alpha-mannosidase activity. The record is from RefSeq and is a predicted model, not a curated record.